AUGGCCGGCACUCACAGCGAACCGCCGACCCUUACGCCCCGGGGCCCGGUGCCGCCGGCGCUGCUUGUGGUGAGCCCGAUGCACGUGGUGACGCUGUCGGCCCGCCGGUCCUGGGGCGUGCGCAUGGCCCAGCGGCUGCACACCAUCUCUCAACGAUGGUUCGCGCACGUGCUCCUGCUCUUCCUGCUGGCCGCAUAUGCAGCGCUGGGGGCGCUCGCAUUCCGCUACCUCGAAGGCCCGUACGAGGCCCGCGCAAAGGCGGGCCUCACCAGCGUUUUGGUCCAGGUGCGUCGGCUGCUGUUGGAGGAGCUGCGCCGGAGCUGCGCGACGGCUGACGAGUCCCGGUGGCGGCGGCUGGCACAGCGGCGUCUGCAAGAGUACGAGGCGCAGAUGCGCGCCCUCUGUCAGGCCGGCAUCACCACGGACGCCGAGCGUCAGCUGUGGACAUUCUGGGGCGCCAUGUUCUACUGCGGAACCGUCUUCACCACCAUCGGUUAUGGAAACAUAGCGCCAAGCACCAGCGCCGGCCGGGCAGCGACCAUCGCUUACGCGUUAUUUGGCAUUCCACUGCUGCUCAUGGUGCUGGCAGACCUCGGCAAGCUAUUCACGCGCCUCAUCAAACUCGCCUUCUCGACUAUCCGGCGCUUCUACAACACCAAGAAUAUGCGCAGCCUGCGUAGGGCCAGCCGCAGGGCCACCAAGGCACCGGGACAGAUUCUUGUGGCAUGGAGGACCAAGGCGGCCUACUCCUCCUACCCACCCAGAGAGCGCAUCCGGCGUGCCCGCGGCCGCUUACGGCCGGAGGUCGCCGACGAGUCCGCGGCUGAGGCGCGGGUCCCGGUGUCGCUGGUGCUGCUCUUCCUGCUGGCCUACAUGACGCUGGGCGCGCUCAUGUUCUCGCUCUGGGAGGGCUGGAGCUUCUUGGAGGCAUUCUACUUCGUGUUCGUGUCCAUGAGCACUAUCGGCUUCGGAGACUACGUGCCGCAGCAGCCCGCCUUCAUGAUGGCCGCGUUUGUGUACCUCUUGUUCGGCCUCGCGCUCACUUCCAUGUGCAUUACAGUAAUCCAGGAAAAACUAGCGGCCACCUUCCAGAAGGCUCGGGCCCAGAUCGGCGUCUCAUUGGGACUAGGCGACGCCAGCGGCCUGCUGGGUGGCGCAUAUAUGGAGACGGCGCACCACGGACCACUUCUGAACGCGCAGCCCGUUUAAGACCCCGGGUCUGGUACCCUGAUGGUCUCGGUAAUGCAGCCGCGGAAAGCGGCUAAUGUUUUGCAGGAAAUGCAAGGGUUGUGCUCGAAUACAAUGCCCCCUAU
Messenger RNA from Dermacentor silvarum, 1313 nucleotides. RefSeq names its product TWiK family of potassium channels protein 7. Lineage: Eukaryota; Metazoa; Arthropoda; Arachnida; Ixodida; Ixodidae. Gene Ontology annotation, molecular function: potassium ion leak channel activity. Gene Ontology annotation, biological process: potassium ion transmembrane transport; stabilization of membrane potential. The coding region runs from base 1 to 1209 and encodes 402 amino acids. Gene Ontology annotation, cellular component: membrane. The transcript is spliced from 4 exons. The record is from RefSeq and is a predicted model, not a curated record.